Molecule: messenger RNA, 1637 nt
Organism: Camelina sativa (false flax)
Lineage: Eukaryota; Viridiplantae; Streptophyta; Magnoliopsida; Brassicales; Brassicaceae
Product: CRS2-associated factor 1, mitochondrial-like
Biological process (GO): Group II intron splicing
Molecular function (GO): RNA binding
Source: RefSeq, a predicted model, not a curated record
UUCUUCUUCCUUCCUUGAUACCUCGUUAACACAAGACUGAAACUGAAUUUGAUAUGAUUUGGUUCCGAGUGUGCAUUUGAUUUCUCUGCCUCUUUCGACUUCUUCACUAUCUCUAUUAUAAAGCCUCAAUCUUGGUUCUGUCUCUCUCUCUCUCUCUACGCGGUUCAUAUCCUAGCUUGGCCUAACAAAGCCCUCUAUUUUCGAAUUUUUGAUAACCGGUAGGUUCGGAGUAGAAGCAAAAUGUUCUUAAUUCGUCUCUCCCGCCAUAAUCGAUCCUCUUUUACACUUCUCACCCGCCGCCUUCACCGCGGUUCAGACCAAACAGAGUCACCCUCACGGCUCCGAGACCAUUACAAUUUUCAACCACCGCCGCCGUUGUCUACAUCCUCUGAAAAUCAUGACUUUAUCCAAAAGAAGAAGAAGCCGAAGCCGCAGUACCGCCCGCCUUCGUCACUGGAAGGUGUGAAGAAGAUGCACUCUGAUCUUCCCUUUGAUUUCCGGUUCAGUUACACGGAGAGUAGUUCAAAUGUUAGGCCAAUUGGUUUGAGAGAACCAAAGUAUUCUCCUUUCGGUCCUCAACGCUUGGACCGGGAAUGGACCGGUGUCUGUGCUCCUGCCGUUGAUCCUAAGUUAGAGUCUGUGGACGGAGUGGAGGAUCCGAACUUGGAAGAGAAAAGAAGGAAACUUAGGGAGAAGAUCCAAGGGGCUUCACUUACUGAAGCUGAAAGGAAAUUUCUUGUGGAGCUUUGUCAGAGGAACAAAACUAAGAGACAAGUUAAUCUUGGGCGAGAUGGUUUGACUCACAAUAUGUUGAAUGAUAUCUAUAAUCAUUGGAAACAUGCUGAAGCAGUUCGUGUCAAGUGUCUUGGAGUCCCAACUCUUGAUAUGAAGAACGUUAUCUUCCACCUUGAGGACAAAACGUUUGGCCAAGUAGUGUCUAAACACUCUGGUACCCUUGUGUUAUAUAGAGGGCGGAACUACGAUCCCAAGAAAAGGCCCAAGAUCCCAUUGAUGUUGUGGAAACCUCACGAACCGGUGUACCCUAGGUUGAUUAAAACAGCAAUUGAUGGCUUAAGCAUUGAAGAGACCAAAGCUAUGAGAAAGAAAGGGCUAGCAGUUCCUGCCCUGACAAAACUAGCCAAGAAUGGCUAUUACGGUAGUCUUGUUCCGAUGGUGAGAGAUGCUUUCCUCGUGAGUGAAUUGGUACGGAUUGAUUGCUUGGGACUAGAGAGAAAGGAUUACAAGAAAAUUGGAGCAAAGCUUAGGGAUUUGGUCCCUUGCAUCCUGGUGACAUUCGACAAGGAGCAGGUCGUGAUUUGGAGGGGUAAAGACUAUAAGCCACCCAAAGAUGAUGAUGAAUAUUCGUCCUUCAUUCAUCAUGAAUCUUCCAUAGACACCGAUUUAAGUUGUAGCAGAGUAGCUCAAGAUUCUCCAGACGAGACAAAUAGAACUUAAGAUGAUUUAGUACUCUUGAUCCCAGUUGUAUAGUUGUAUUAUGAAUUUAUGAGAGUAUUUUUGUGGUACUUUCUUUGGCAAAUUGAUAUAAUAAUUCCAAGUAGCAUAGGCACUGUACUUGUUUGUCUCGCUAAGGAACACUAGUAGGUAGGUUGAAGAAAAUGGUGAUUACAUUUUUUCUC